CGGUGGUCAGUGAAAAGAACCUCCAGGUAACUCCGCCGCAUAAAAUCGGUGACUAUUUUCACAGUCCCAGACCCGAAGCUUCUGUAGUGUUGUGUUUUUGCAUAUUUUUCCUCUUCCGACAGACACACCGUACGCUAUUACGUGAAUCUCUUUGGUUCCGAAGGGACGCAGAUAUGCCACAACCACGAGAGCUUCCUGGGUUUUACUAUGACCCAGAGAAGAACAGGUAUUUCCCCAUCAAAGGCCCCAUUCCCGGUUCUUCUUCUUCUUCUAAGACCAAGACCAAUACCAGUACUCUAAAGUCACCCGAAACCUCUUCGACGAAGUUACAGGAAAAGAGUUUGAACUCUUUUAGGAAGCUUAGAAACAAAACGUCUAAGCUGCUUCAAGCUAGGGAGUUAGAGAAGUGCAAUUUCACUGAGGAAUUCCUGAAAAUACAAGCAUCUCAACCUGCUGUGUGGAAAUAUCAGGGAACAGAUAGGAUAGGUAUUACUGCUUUGGAACACAUACACGUUGAUGUGCAGACAUUAGAGGGUCGAUCUGAAACUGAUGUUUUAUUGACGGGCAGCACUAGUCGCUCGCUUAGUUUUUCUGAAGUUGGAAGGGUUGGGCAAUAUUUUGAUGGCGGGGUAAAAUGGAUGCCAAAUUGUGUGAGGAAUUAUGUUAAAGGGAAAACAGAUGAGCAUAAUGAGGUGCCUGGGCCGGUUUUCAGACCGAAUGGAGCUUCACUGUUUAUGUCCUCCAGAAUAUCUUGUAUAAGAUUGGGUCCAAAGUGCUCUUCUCAUGCUGCGAAUGAUGAUCCUAUUGUUGGACAUGUAUUAUUUACUACUUUGGGAUCAGAGAUAUCAGGUGGAUCAGUCUAUACUCUUGGUCUUGUUGAACCAUUAGAUCUUGAAUCAGGUAUACUGAGCACAUGGAGCAGACUAGAGGAAAUUGCUUCUUUCAAGUGUACCCUUUGGACAGCAGAAUAUGAUUAUAAUAGACAUCGGGCUAUACUUGGUACAAAUCAGGGAGGUGCGUUAGUGGAUCUGGAAACUGGGAUGACAUCAUGCUUUUUACGUAGUAAAAGUGAUGUUUUUGCACAACAGAUUGUUAAUUCAGGAAAUGUGGUUUUAUGUGGACUCAGAAAUGGGGCAAUUGUCACGGUAGACAUUCGUGAGAAAAGAGAAAGGCUUUCUGGUAGACUUAUUUCACAUCGUAUAUCUUCUAUAUCUUCAGAUAAGAAAGUUGGAAGUUCUAACAAAGAAUGGUUCAAGCUCUCUGGAGACAUAUAUCCUUCUCAGACCGUUAGAAUGCCUUCAUCUAUAUCCUGUAUGGUGUCACUUCAGUUUGAUGAUCAGUACUUCUUGGCUAGCUCCAUGGAUGGAUCGAUGAGGCUCUACGACCGUCGCCUACUCCAGAGGGGUGCUGUUCAAUCUUAUGAAGGACAUGUGAAUUCCCAUACUCGUAUACAGCUUGAUGUUGAUCCAUCCGAGAGAUUUGUUAUGUCAGGUGGAGAGGAUUGCAAGCUACGGUUAUGGAGUAUCAAGUCUGGCGAACUGCUUUUUGAGGACAAGUUCUCUGAUACAGUUCUCUCCACUGUGUGCUAUCAAACACACAAAAAUAGUUUUAAAGCAGAGGAGGAAAACCAAUACAAGCAUGAUUUUUCUCUGGGUGCAUGGCUUGGAUCAGAUGAAGGACUAUUUUAUAUGCACUGGUUAUGAGUUUUAAGGGUCUUUCUGAACUACCAUGUUUGACUUAGCAUGAGGUGACCAAAUAGCUUGUAUAUAUACUGAUAUGGUGUAGUUCCUUAUUAAAGGCUUUUAUGGGAUUAGAGUUAGCAUUUUGAUACAAGCAAAUGGCAUAGGUGACCAGUUACCAUUCUAGAAAUAGUGGUAUUAAAUAUAUAUACACACACAAGGAAAACGAGGGGGGAGAAAAAACAAAGCAUUUUGUGGUUAUGGCUUUUUUGCACCAAAGUUUCUAUGUUGACCAUCUUGUGUGUGCUCUCUGAGAAACAUCAUGUACUGGCCAGCCGUAGUUGUGCUGUUAAUUGGCUGUGGUUAU
Molecule: messenger RNA, 2046 nt
Organism: Gastrolobium bilobum
Lineage: Eukaryota; Viridiplantae; Streptophyta; Magnoliopsida; Fabales; Fabaceae
Exons: 12
Coding region: 174-1703 (509 amino acids)
Molecular function (GO): protein binding
Source: RefSeq, a predicted model, not a curated record